GCUGCUUACCAAAUUCAGGAAAGACUGAAAAGCAUUAAUCAACUAGUCCACGAUGUUGAAAAAGCACGAGAACACUCAGAAGUCAAUUUGAAUAACAUCACCAAGACGCAGGAAAAAGUUAAUGCGGAUGAAAAAAUAUCGCCUUUCUAUCAGCAAAAGUUGAAAAGCCAGUACAGUUCAGCAGUCGUGGAUGCCCAACAGGAGGAAGACUUGCUAAGGAAAGCCUUGGAAAAAAUAAACGAGAUCAGAUCUAUUAGAAAUGAAAGAAAAAUACAGGCCCGUAAUGCAGGCAACAAAGAAACGAUUAGACGAGGAACUCUCAUGAAAAUGUUGUUGAUUUCUGCACAAACUUUGCCACUGUAUGUUGGUAAGACGCCAGAAGCAAAAGCACCUCCACUUUGUGGAGCGAUUCCAGCGGAGCCAAGCUAUGUAGCCAAGAUGGGUGACAUGGUGGCUGCAUUAGUAAAAGGUUCAGAAGAAGAAGAAAACUGGAUUCUUGCAGAAGUAGUGUAUUUCAAUUCUACAACAAACAAGUACGAAGUUGACGAUAUUGAUGAAGAACAAAAAGAUAGACACACAUUGUCCAAGCGUAAGGUUGUGCCACUUCCACUUAUGAGGGCGAAUCCAGAAACAGAUCCCCAUGCUUUAUUCCCAAAAGAGUCAAUCGUUAUGGCUCUGUAUCCACAAACGACGUGCUUUUAUAAAGCAGUCGUUAAUCAAUUACCCACGUCUGCCCAAGAAGAAUACGAAGUUCUAUUUGAGGAUGCAACUUACGCUGAUGGAUAUUCGCCUCCCUUGAAUGUUCCACAGCGCUACGUGAUUUCAAUCAAAGAAAGCAAAAAGAACAAAAGUUAGUCGUGAAUUGAUCUUAACAUUCGGUCUUUACCAGUCUAAGAGAAGACUUUUAUCUGAAGUGUUUUUUUAUAAACAAGUAAUGCAAAACUUUUUUAAAGUGACUUUCUGUGAAAAUAAUCAAGUAGUUUACACCUGCUACAAAAUUUUUAUUUACACGUGUACAUGCAUUUAGCACUGUAGUUGCAAAUUUAUUUUUUAUACAUAAAACUGUGAUUAUUGUAUACUAGUAUGUUGAAUAUCUUUAACGUUUUCAAGUAUGAUCAUCCGUCUUGCGUUCAACAAGUUGUACGUUUUAUAAAUCAUUCAUAAAUAAUAUGAAUAGAUUGGAAUGUGAAUAAAAAACUGUUUGGUGAUUCAACUAUCAAUAGUCUUCUUAAUUUUUUUUAUAAUAGUACGUUUUCGAACAUU
Molecule: messenger RNA, 1263 nt
Organism: Copidosoma floridanum
Lineage: Eukaryota; Metazoa; Arthropoda; Insecta; Hymenoptera; Encyrtidae
Gene: Sgf29
Product: SAGA-associated factor 29
Cellular component (GO): SAGA complex
Source: RefSeq, a predicted model, not a curated record